AUGUUGCAGUAUGGAUUUGUGAAUUACGCCCUUGAGCUUCUGGUCGUGAAAACAUUUGGAGAAGAGACAUGGGAAAAAAUUAAGAAGAACGCCGAUGUGUGCAUGGACGGGCAGUUCCUCGUGAGGCAGCUGUACGACGACGAGAUCACGUACAACCUCGUCACCGCGGCCGUCGACGUGCUGCAGAUUCCUGCCAAUGACAUUCUUGAACUUUUCGGCAAGAUGUUUUUCGAGUUCUGCCAAGACUCGGGGUACGACAAGAUCCUUCAAGUGCUGGGAGCGACUCCAAGGGAUUUCCUCCAGAACCUGGACGCGCUGCACGACCACCUGGGCACGCUGUACCCGGGCAUGAAGGCGCCCUCCUUCCGCUGCACGGAGCGGCCCGAGGACGGAGCGCUGCUGCUGCACUACUACUCCGACCGGCCCGGCCUCGAGCACAUCGUCAUCGGCAUCGUCAAGACGGUGGCCAGCAAGCUGCACAACACCGAGGUCGAAGUGAAGAUCGUGAAGACGAAGGAGGAGUCCGACCACGUGCAGUUCCUCAUCACGGAGCUGUCCGGCCCGGGGAAGGUUUCAAGUCCCGAGAUAUCCGACAUAGACACGCUCCCCCUGGAGCCGCGCAUCAGCCCCGCCACCUUCUGCCGGGUGUUCCCCUUCCACCUGAUGUUCGACCGGCGGCUGAGCGUCGUGCAGACCGGCACCACGGUGGCCCGGGUCAUGCCGCAGGCGACGCGCCCCGGCUGCAAGGUCACCGACCUGCUCGACACGGUGCGGCCUCACCUGGAGUUCACGUUCGAGAACAUCCUGUCGCACAUCAACACGGUGUACGUGCUGAAGACCAAGCCGGGAGCCAUGGAGGUCGCCGGCGACGACGGAGCGGCGGAGUUCACCUACCUCAGGCUCAAGGGCCAAAUGUACUACGUCCAACAGUCUGACCUCAUCAUUUUCCUCUGCUAUCCAAGCGUUAUGAACAUGGAUGAUCUCACCAGGCGUGGGCUGUACAUCAGCGACAUCCCUCUUCACGAUGCGACCAGGGACCUGGUGCUCAUGUCGGAGCAGUUCGAGGCCGACUACAAGCUCACCCGCAACCUCGAACUGCUCACGGACAAGCUGCAGCAGACGUACCGCGAGCUGGACAGCGAGAAGCAGAAGACGGACAGGCUGCUGUACUCGGUGCUGCCGGUGAGCGUGGCGAACGAGCUGCGCCACAAGCGGCCGGUGCCGGCUCGUCGCUACGACUGCGUCACGCUGCUCUUCUCGGGCAUAGUGGGCUUCAGCGAGUACUGCGCCGUCAACACGGACCCGCGCGGCGCCAUGCAGGUGGUGCGCAUGCUGAACGAGCUGUACACGGCCUUCGACGUGCUGACGGACCCGCGAAAGAACCCCAACGUGUACAAGGUGGAGACGGUGGGCGACAAGUACAUGGCGGUGAGCGGCCUGCCCGAGCCGUGCCGCACGCACGCGCGCUGCAUCGCGCGCCUCGCCUUGGACAUCAUGGACAUGGCGCGCGAGGUGCGCGUCGGCGGCGAGCCCGUGAGGAUCACCAUCGGCAUCCACUCGGGCGAGGUGGUGACGGGCGUGAUCGGCCACCGCAUGCCCAGGUACUGCCUGUUCGGCAACACGGUGAACCUCACCAGCCGCACCGAGACCACGGGGGAGCCGGGCCGCAUCAACGUGUCCGAGGACGCCUACAGGUGCGUCCUCAUCUCCCGGUGCACGGCAUUUGGUGGCAGGCGUGAAACAACCGGUACAUUUCACUCGAGACCACUUGAGGGACUUGCUACACACCUUCAACUUCAUUUCUUUGACAUAUAUAAUGUUAAUAUCAUCGCUCAUAUUUCACAGUUGCCAAAGAGCUGAACUGUUGAGAAAAAAAAUUUAUAGUUUCUCGAUGUUACGCUACAGAAUAAGGGGAAGCUUGGUACAUAAUUUCAGCUCUUUGGGGCUUUUGUGUCUGGAAACAAGAGGGAAAAAAUAUGUUUUAGCCUAGGACACUCCAAAGCUCAACUUUUAUAACUUCUUUCUUAGUGAAACACUAGGGCACAAGAUAGACUUAUGUACCUACCCAUUUCAGCCCUCUAGUUCUUUUGAUCCGGAGAUUUCGUGAUGUCAGUGAGUGGUAUUUAGGUUUAUUUAUAUACAUAUACAUACAUUCUCUCACUGGUACAUACACCUUGAAUCCAAUCACGAGAAAUCUUUUAUUUUGUUAAUCAUCUGAAUAGUAGCUGCAACAACAGUAAAAUUUGUAAAUUACAUGUACUGCACCUUAAAUCAAUGGUAAGGCCAUUAAUGUUUUUCAGAAAAGGCACAGUAUAUUUGCAGCAAUGCAACGCAAUAGAUUAUAAUAUAAGAGAGAAGGGCAAUUAUUGGAUUUUUGCUCUGACUCUCAUGUUUAUAUUUACUUUGCAAUGAGUUUAUGACAUUCACGAAAGAAAAAUGCAGGUCAUUUUAGGAGAAAUUAAUUUGUACUGCAUUAUUACAUACCUGGACAUCCGUGAAGAACCUAGAAACACAGUAUAAUUUUUCAAA
Bacillus rossius redtenbacheri is the source of this 2529-nucleotide messenger RNA. It is a transcript of the gene Gycbeta100B, whose product is annotated as guanylate cyclase soluble subunit beta-1. Gene Ontology annotation, biological process: response to oxygen levels; cGMP biosynthetic process. Lineage: Eukaryota; Metazoa; Arthropoda; Insecta; Phasmatodea; Bacillidae. The record is from RefSeq and is a predicted model, not a curated record. The transcript is spliced from 12 exons. Gene Ontology annotation, cellular component: guanylate cyclase complex, soluble. Gene Ontology annotation, molecular function: guanylate cyclase activity; heme binding. Bases 1 to 1860 code for a protein of 619 amino acids.